AUGUAUCGAAACUUUGGGAGUCAUGGAAGAGGCAACCCUCCGUACACCGGGUCCAACUCUGGAUCUCUGGGAAACACCGGCACUCCAACAACGCAGCAGGAGCAGAAAUUCACAAUGGCGGGCAGCAGUCAGUUUGUUCCGAGCCUUAAUGCCAUCACAACAAACCAGGACCUCCAGUGGUUGGUUCAGCCGGCUCUCAUGAACCCUCCAGGCCCUGUACCUCCUUACCCGGCCCUCCUGGGGACACGGCCGGUGGACCCGUCGCCUUCCCAGUCCCAUCUCCUCAGACCAGGGGUGAUCAGAGCAGCUGCAAAUACUCCACCAUCCGCAAGGCACAGGAAUGAAGAACAGUUAUCUCCAGAAGAGCUGGAGAGACGCAGAUUAAGAAGGGAGAGGAACAAACUGGCAGCAGCAAAGUGUCGCAAUCGUCGCCGAGAGCUGACAGACUCGUUACAAAACGAGACUGAUGAUCUGGAGGAUGAGAAGUCACGUUUGCAGAAGGAAAUAGCCGAAUUAGAAAAGGAGAAAGAGAAGCUCGAGCUGGUCCUGGAAGCCCACCGCCCCAUUUGUAAAAUAGAGGACUCGGAUUCAGAUUCUGACCCACAUCUAUCAAUUUCCUCCUUGGGGGCCAUCAAAUUGGAACCGGAGGAAUCCAGCCUGCCUGGACCCUCAACCAGACCACCAGCGAAGAUGCAGAAACCCAAACCGAAGAUAACGAUCCCCACCAGGCCUGUUACAAUGUCCGCUUCUCUGGCUGUCUCUGAAUCUGAGUCGCUCCACACCCCGGUGCUCACCUCUACACCGUCCCUCCUGUCCUUCGCCACAGCUGGAAUGGUUUUCACCUACCCAUCUGCAUCCUCAGACCCCAGCUCCUCCGUCACGCCUCACGGCACAUCCCAUCAGCAGGCUCAGGCCCUGCAGCCUUGUGGGAUUGCUCACCGCCGCAGCAGCAGCAGCGGUGACCAGUCCGAUCACUCCUUGCACUCCCCGACCAUCCUCACGCUGUGA
Nematolebias whitei (Rio pearlfish) is the source of this 1008-nucleotide messenger RNA. RefSeq names its product FOS like 1, AP-1 transcription factor subunit a (gene fosl1a). Gene Ontology annotation, biological process: regulation of transcription by RNA polymerase II. Gene Ontology annotation, molecular function: RNA polymerase II cis-regulatory region sequence-specific DNA binding; DNA-binding transcription factor activity, RNA polymerase II-specific. The record is from RefSeq and is a predicted model, not a curated record. The coding region runs from base 1 to 1008 and encodes 335 amino acids. Lineage: Eukaryota; Metazoa; Chordata; Actinopteri; Cyprinodontiformes; Rivulidae. The transcript is spliced from 4 exons. Gene Ontology annotation, cellular component: nucleus.